This is a messenger RNA of Geodia barretti, 378 nucleotides long. The record is from the annotation of a GenBank genome assembly. Lineage: Eukaryota; Metazoa; Porifera; Demospongiae; Tetractinellida; Geodiidae.
GGCAUUCCCAGGGAAAAUCCAUCGUCCUAUAUUAUAGCCAGCCUCGCGCUACGGGCCGGGCUUCAUGCGCGAAAGCUAUAUACUGUCCACUUCCCGUUCGUGGGCUCUCUUACCAUGGGUAACGCUGCUGGCUCAAUAACGGCAAAAGAAAUCACCAUUGGAUUCGGAGGAAUUGCUAUAAAGGGGCUAGCUGCUGCAGGCGCCACUGCCAUUAUCGUUGGGACGGGGGUUGCUGUGGGUAUUGCAGUCAGUACUGGAGUUGUGUACGUACUGGUCAAGAAUUACAACGAAAGCAAGAAGAAAAACAUGUAGCUACUGACAAGUAAUUCAGACUAAUGUUGUCGUUGCGACGUUGUAAAAACGCGCAGAGCACCAGGU